Molecule: messenger RNA, 831 nt
Organism: Impatiens glandulifera
Lineage: Eukaryota; Viridiplantae; Streptophyta; Magnoliopsida; Ericales; Balsaminaceae
Product: F-box protein CPR1-like
Exons: 2
Coding region: 1-831 (276 amino acids)
Source: RefSeq, a predicted model, not a curated record
AUGCCCUUGACAGUACCUUUUAUAUGGAAUCCAUCAACCCGAAUGUCUAUAAAAUUGCCUUACGAAUCGACUGAUAUCGCAAUUCAUCCAGGUUUAUGUACCUCCUGUGUUUAUCGAAUUGGUUACGAUAACACCAAUGACGAUUACAAGGUAGUGAGAAUUGUGGUGUACCUAAUUCUGGGUUUUGGCAUCGAAUACGAGAUUAAAGUUUAUAGUUUGAGAUCAAAUUCGUGGCAUAGGCCUGAGAAGUUUCCUCAUUGUCCGAAUUGGAAAAGCUUUGGAAAUUCCAUUGUUUGUGGAUCUCUGCACUGGAUCUCAACUGUGAAAUCAGAGAAAUCAGAUUUAAAAGAGGAAAGUUUGAUUGUUGCCUUUGAUAUUGGGACAGAAAAAUACAGAGUACUUCCACAGCCACAAUACCGCGGUCCUUAUUACAAAUUAUAUGUGGAUGAUUUAGGAGAAUGCCUUUCUUUAAGUUGUCAUUACAAAUCAUCGACUGUGGAUAUGUUUUUGCUCAAGGAAUAUGGUGGGAAGAAUGAACAUUGGUCGAGAUUGAUUAAUGCCACUUUGCUGAAAGAAUAUGGUGGGACGAAUGAAUCUUGGUUGAGAUUGGCACAAAAUAUUCCUGUUCCAUCUAAUCAUGUGGUGAAAUCUGCUGCUUAUUCAAAUUGUGGUAAGAAUGUACUUUUGAGCAUGGAUGAUGAUAAUCUUGUUUGGUAUGACUUAGAUUCGGAGUCACUUGAAGAUCCUAGGAUUCAUGCUGACGAGAACUAUUCAUUCGAAGUUGAGACUCUUGCUUGGAAAAUCUAUUACGAUGUUGCAGAAGCUGGAUAA